AUGAGUCAAGGAUCAGAGGCAACGCCCGCCGGGGUCACCGUUGUGCUCGGUGCCCAGUGGGGCGAUGAAGGCAAGGGCAAGCUCGUCGAUAUCCUUGCCGCCGAAGCGGACAUCUGCGCUCGGUGUGCCGGAGGAAACAAUGCCGGACACACCAUCGUGGUCAAGGACCCGAAGGGCGUCAAGACGACCUAUGCGUUCAACCUGCUCCCGAGUGGCUUGAUCAACCAAAAGUGCACUGCCUUCAUCGGGUCCGGCGUGGUCGUCCACAUUCCCUCGCUGUUCAAUGAGCUCGACACUCUGGAACGCAAAGGCCUGAGCUGCGCCGACCGGUUGUUCGUCUCUGACCGCGCCCACCUCGUUCUCGGCUUCCACCAGAUCGUCGAUGGACUCAAGGAGAUUGAACUCGGUGGUUCAUCUAUCGGCACCACCCGCAAGGGUAUCGGACCCGCUUACUCGUCCAAGGCCAGCCGGUCCGGACUUCGGGUGCACCACCUGUACGACCCGUCUUUCCCGGCCAAGUUCCGGAACUUGGUUGAGGGGCGGUUCAAGCGGUAUGGACACUUUGAGUUUGACACCGAAGGCGAGAUUGAGAUGUACCUCGCUUUUGCGGAGCGUCUCCGCCCGCACAUUGUCGAUGGCCCUACUUUCCUCCACAACGCCAUUAAGCAAAACAAGCGGAUCCUCGUCGAAGGCGCCAACGCGCUCAUGUUGGAUCUCGACUACGGAACCUACCCCUUCGUCACUUCCUCGUCGACCGCUAUCGGCGGUGUCUGCACCGGUCUCGGUCUCCCCACCUUCGCUAUCAAGCGGGUCGUCGGUGUCGUAAAGGCCUAUACCACCCGUGUCGGUGGUGGACCCUUCCCGACCGAGCAGUUCGGCACCAUCGGCGAGACCCUGCAAGAGGUCGGAGCUGAAUACGGUACCGUCACUGGUCGGCGAAGGCGGUGUGGCUGGUUGGACCUGGUGGUCAUGCGUUACUCUACCAUGAUCAACGGGUACACCAGCUUGAACUUGACCAAGCUCGAUGUUCUGGACGGGUUUGAGGAGAUCAAGAUUGCGACAGGCUACGUGGUGGACGGUGUCGAGAUUGACGGGUUCCCUGCCGACCUCGACCGCCUCGCCAAGGUCGAAGUCACCUACGUCACCCUCCCCGGCUGGAAAUCCGACAUUACCAAGUGCCAGACCUUUGCUGAGCUUCCCGAAACGUGCCAAAAGUACUGCAAGUUCGUUGAGGACUUCUUGGGCGUCAAGAUCCAGUACAUUGGUGUUGGACCUGGGCGGGAGAGUUCCAUACAAGUGUUCUAG
Dioszegia hungarica is the source of this 1305-nucleotide messenger RNA. RefSeq names its product putative Adenylosuccinate synthetase. The coding region runs from base 1 to 1305 and encodes 434 amino acids. Gene Ontology annotation, biological process: 'de novo' AMP biosynthetic process; IMP metabolic process. The record is from RefSeq and is a predicted model, not a curated record. The transcript has 7 exons. Gene Ontology annotation, cellular component: cytoplasm. Gene Ontology annotation, molecular function: GTP binding; adenylosuccinate synthase activity. NCBI's taxonomy places the organism in Eukaryota, Fungi, Basidiomycota, Tremellomycetes, Tremellales, Bulleribasidiaceae.